This is a messenger RNA of Mollisia scopiformis, 1419 nucleotides long. Its product is annotated as GroES-like protein. Gene Ontology annotation, molecular function: oxidoreductase activity. Lineage: Eukaryota; Fungi; Ascomycota; Leotiomycetes; Helotiales; Mollisiaceae. The transcript has 2 exons. The record is from RefSeq and is a predicted model, not a curated record. Bases 145 to 1227 code for a protein of 360 amino acids.
GUCGUACAUCAAGCCCAUAAUUACUUCUCCUCGCUUACACUCUCAAGCAAGACAUGAUUUAUCCUUAGCCUUGUGUGUCACUCUGAGCUCAACAUCACAACCACACCACACCAACACUCAACAAAGCACCUAUCCACAAGCAACAUGAAAGCCCUCGGAGUAUCCACCUUCAACGGCCCCUCCAGCCUGGAAGUCCUCACCCUCCCCGAUCCGAAAAUACAAGGCCCAGACGACCUCAUAGUCCACGUCCACGCCCUAGGACUCAACCGCUCCGACCCAAUGCGCAUCUCGGGCUGGUCUCGCAUCGUAGAAACAAUCUCCCUGCCUCUCGUAAUGGGCGCCGAUUUCUCCGGCACGGUAAAAGAAACCGGGGAUAAUGUACAAGAAUACAAGAUAGGAGACCGCGUCUACGGCUUCUCAUUCUGGGUCCAUGGCGCGGGAGCUCAAUAUCUACAUCUCACGCCGGAGACGAGACAUUUUAUCUCCAAAAUGCCAGACGGGAUGAGCUUUGAGGAGAUGGCGGGCACGAGUUCGAUUUGUACGGCUAUUUGCGCGUUGUUCCAGGCGGAAGCGAAAUUUGGAGGACCGGGAUGCUUGAAAGGGAAGACGGUGUUCGUGGUAGGUGGAUUGGGAGGCGUGGGGAAUGUGGCUGUUUCGUUGGCGAAGGGUGUUUUCGGGGCCGGUAAGGUGAUUACAACGGUUUCGAGUGGGAAGGUGGGCAUGGUGGAGGAGGUUUUUGGGGAGGGGAUAGUGGAUCAGGUUGUCGAUUAUGGGAAGCAGGAUGUGGUGAAGAGUGUGGGGAAGGGGAAGGUUGAUUUUUUGUUUGAUACGGUGGGGACGGGGAUGGCGUAUGUGGAGGUUGUGAAGGAGGGUGGUGUGUUGCUUUCUUUGUUGAGUAAGUCAAGUGAGACGUUGAAGAGGGAGCUACUUACUGCACCGGUGUGGAUGUGUUGGAUUGUUGACGCAAUGCUGGGGGUUCAGUGGUGGAGGGCUGGGAGGUGGGGAGUCCAAUAUGAUGGUACGUCUACGAAUUUUGAUGGGAGGUUUGCGAACGCCGUGGAGAAGUGGGGAAGAGAAGGGAAGUUGAAGCCGCUUGUAGGAAGAGUGAUUGAUUUAGGGAAUGGAGAGGGUUUGAAGGAGGUAAAGGCAGUGUUGGAGAUGAUUGGGUCGACUAAAGGGACGUUGGGCAAGACUGUUGUGAAGAUGGAUGGAUUAAGCGAUAAUUAAGCGAUAAUUCUUGAUUUCUCUUCUCCUACUUCGUACUCGUAUCUCUGAUCAUGGAUAUUACAAACCUAGACUCCAAUACCCCAAACGCCAAAAACGUGUUUAUGGUAGCUGUAUAAGUCGUCAACUGAUAUCUCUCCUCCCCUCUCCUACCGAAUUGCGCCUGUCUGAAAUGCUGUGACAUUAUGCUGUGGG